Molecule: messenger RNA, 6898 nt
Organism: Daktulosphaira vitifoliae (grape phylloxera)
Lineage: Eukaryota; Metazoa; Arthropoda; Insecta; Hemiptera; Phylloxeridae
Product: protein mini spindles-like
Exons: 36
Coding region: 201-6602 (2133 amino acids)
Biological process (GO): mitotic spindle organization; centrosome duplication; microtubule polymerization
Cellular component (GO): microtubule plus-end; spindle pole; kinetochore
Molecular function (GO): microtubule plus-end binding; microtubule plus end polymerase activity
Source: RefSeq, a predicted model, not a curated record
CUUCACGCGCACAAUUAAACAUGUUAAAAGUGUAGUAUAAUAUAACGGCCUCUAACGAUAGAGUCGAAUACUAGCUUCAAUUUUAUAAGCGUAACCAAUUAAGUUACCUCAAAUCAUAGGUGAUAAGAAGAUAAUGGAUUAGAAAUUUGUCACUUCACACACAUGAGUAAAUUUUAUUCGAAAAUGUAAUAUAUGGCAAAAUGGCUGCUGAUGAAGAUACUUCCUACACUAUAUUACCAAUUGAAGAAAGAUGCAUUCAUAAAUUGUGGAAAGCUAGAAUAAGUGGUUACGAAGAAGCUAUCAAAGUUUUUGGCCAGCUAGAUGAGAAAUCUCUAGAAUGGAAUAAAUUUACAGGAAUUAUAAGAAAAAUUGUAGUUGACAGUAAUGCUGUUGCUCAAGAAAAAGGUCUUGAAGCAACAUUAGUUUUUGUAGAAAAUUCUGGAACUGCUGGACGAACUGUUGGAGAUGUUAUGACAGGACUAAUAACUAAAUGUUUUGGUGCUCCAAGAUCUAAAACCAAAGACAUUGCAAUACAAAUAACUCUUAUGUAUAUAGAAAUUGAGAAACAAGAUAUUGUAAUUGAAGAACUUAUCAAAGGAUUGGUUCAUAAAUUUCCUAAAAUUGUUUCAACUUGUAUCAAAGCUAUUACUCUUGCUAUCAAGGAAUUUGGAAUCAAAAUACUUAAUAUUAAACCAUUGCUAAAAAAAUUACAGUCAUUGUUAGAAGACCGUGAUAAAAGUAUAAGAGAUGAAGCAAAACUAUUGGCUAUUGAAUUAUACUUAUGGAUUGGACCUAUUCCUAUUAGAACAAAUUUGGCUAAUCUUAAACCUGUUCAAAUACAAGAGUUAGAGGCAGAAUUUGAAAAAAUUAAUAAUGAAAAACCUCAUCCAACCCGAUAUUUACGCUCUCAACAAGAACAAGUAGCCAAAAUGGAAAAACCUAUGGAUUCUACUGGAGAAGUCGUUAUUGAAGUAACUAAUGAUGAAGUUGAUGAUUCUGAAGAACAUCUUGAUCCUGUAAAUAUACUUUGCCAACUAAAUAAAGAUUUUUAUGAAAAAAUUGAAGCAAAAAAAUGGCAAGAGCGUAAAGAAGCAAUUGACUUGCUUGAAGAAAUAUUAUCAAAAUCUCCUAAAUUAGAAAAUGGAGAAUAUGGUGAUUUAGUUAGAGCGUUAAAAAAAAUUAUAACCAAGGAUAGUAAUGUAAUAAUAGUUGGAAUAGCUUCUAAAUGUAUGGCUAUGUUAGCAAUUGGUUUAAAAAAACGAUUUGAAACCUAUGCUUCUGCUUGUUUACCAGCAUUACUUGAAAAAUUUAAGGAAAAAAAGCAAAAUGUAGUUCUACCAUUGAGAGAUGCUGUAGAUGCCAUUUAUUUGAGUAUGACUUUAGAGUCCAUACAUGAAGAUAUUUUAACAGCAAUAGAAAAUAAAAAUCCAUCUGUUAAAGCUGAGUCCGUUGCAUUUUUGGCUCGUUGUUUCACUAAGUGUACUCCAAAUAUUUUGAAUAAAAAGUACUUGAAAAUUUUCUCAUCAGCAUUGAUAAAAACAUUAAAUGAAUCAGAUCCAACUGUAAGAGAUAAUUCUGCUGAAGCAUUAGGAACUGCAUGGAAAGUUGUUUCUGAAAAAAAUAUUCUUCCAUUCUUAACUGGAGUUGAUGCCAUCAAACUAGCCAAAAUUAAAGAAGCUUCAGAAAAAGCUGUUAUUAUAGCCAAGCCAGUUUUUAUUAAAGAAUCUGUAAAACCACUUCCUGUAUCUUCUAAAAUAAUUGAAAAAAAGUCUGCAGUUGUAACUGCAAAAAAUCCAGUUGUUAAAAAAUCUCGUGCGGUUGUAAGUGGCUCUAGUAAAUCUGCUAUCUCAACUGUUACUAAAACAAAUAAACCAAUGAGUGGCCCAGGUGACCGCAAAGGUGCACCAGUAAAAACAACACUAACAGUAGAAACUGAAAGAGAAAUAGGAGAUGAUGAAUUGGAACAAUUGUCAUCACAUAUAUGCUCUUCAGAAAUUAUAAAUGGUAUGACCGAUGCAAACUGGAAAACACGUUUAUCCAAUGUUCAAGAAUUUAUUCAAAUUGUAGAACAAACAGACACGUUGACAGUUAGUAGUCAAGUUCUUAUAAAAUUACUGAAUAAAAAACCCGGAAUAAAAGAUAAUAAUAUCCAAAUUCAAAAAUUAAGAUUGGAAUGUUUAAAAAAAAUUAUUGAAAAGUUUCCAAUUACUAGUACUAGCAUGGAAUGUUGUUUGCAAGAAGUUUCUUCAUUAUUAGGUGAUACAAAAAAUGGUUAUUUAGCAGGUCAAGUUUUGACUUCUAUGGCUGAAGCAUCUAGAUUAGAUUUUAUUUCUAAUGCAGUAUUAGAGUAUGCUUUUACUGUUCAAAAAAAUCCUAAAGUACAAAUUGAUGCCCUUAAUUGGUUAUCUGGUGCUAUCUUAGAAUUUGGGUUUAUUAUAGAACCUAAAUCUGUCAUGCAAAAUCUUAAAAAGGCUGUUGGUGCAUCAAAUCCACAAGUUCGAUUGGCUGUUAUUUCUCUUUUAGGUGUUAUGUAUUUAUAUAUGGGUCCUCAAUUAAGUCUUUUUUUUGAAAAUGAAAAACCUACUUUAGUACAACAAAUAAAUGCAGAAUUUGAAAAACAUCAAGGUGAGGUUCCUCCUAAACCAUAUCGAGGGAAAAAAAUAGAAGGAUCAACAGAAUCUCUUGAUGUUGGAAAUGAUGAUGAGAAACCUGUAUACGAAAUCAAUUUACGUGACAUUGUACCUAGAGUACAUAUAACAUCACAAAUAACCGAUUCAUUAAUCAGUGAAUUAUCAGACAAAGAUUGGAAGGUUCGUUUAGAUGCUUUGAAUAAACUUCAGACUAUAGUUAUUGAAGCUAGAUUUAUUACAAGUGAUUUAGGUGAAGCAAGAAAAACAUUACAAGAUAGAAUAACCGAUUCAAAUGCUCGUCUUGCCUCCAAUGCUAUAAAUUUGGUUGAAAUAAUUGCUAAAGCAAUGGGGUCGUCUUUUAAAAAUUAUAUUAAAGGAUAUUUACCAGGUAUACUGACUGCUUUAGGGGAUCCAAAAACUUUUAAAUGCCAAAGUGCAAAACAAUGUAUGAACACUGUGGCAGAUAUUUGUGGAUAUCGAGAAUUUUUUGGUGGAGACAUUCUUUUAGAUGCUUUGAAAAAUAACUCUGUUACGUUACGCUCAGAAUUAUUAACAUGGCUCGGAGAAAAAUUACCAAUAAUUCCUUCUAAAACAAUUCCUGCUGAUGAGCUAAAGGUUUUAUUAUUACCUUUGUAUAUAAGUUUAGAGGAUAGAAAUGCCAGUGUUCGAAAUGCUUCUGAAAAAGCUGUUAUUGGAUUUAUGAUGCAUUUAGGUUAUACUACUAUGUUUGGUGCUUGUGAUAAGUUAAAACCUAUGUCAGUAAAAUUUGUUAGAGAAAAGUUAGAUAAAGAAAGGCCAAAUUUACCUCUAACACCAAUUGAGAAACCAAAAGUUAUUAAAUCAAGUAUUUCAAAUGGACCUCCAGUGAAAUCUGGGGGAUCUAAAAUUCCACCUCCAAAAGCAGCUACUAAAGUUAACAAAGAAAAUAUUAUUCCUACUCGUGUAAAUACUGCUACAAACAGAAAAAAAGAAGAAGUUGAUAAUGGACCAUUAUUUCUUCAAAACAAUUUGAAACACCAGCGAGAUAUUGAUGAACAUAAAUUAAAGUCUUUAAAAUGGAACUUCACUGCACCACGUGAAGAAUUUGUAGAACAACUUCGUGAUCAAAUGAUAACUGCUGGUAUUAAUAAAGUGUUAAUUACAAAUAUGUUUCAUUCAGAUUUCAGAUACCAUUUAAAAGCUAUUGAAGUUCUUACUGAGGAUUUAACAACAACUGAUGACAAUAAUCAGGCCUUGAUGAAUAAUCUUGAUCUAAUUCUUAAAUGGAUGACACUAAGAUUUUUCGAUACAAAUCCAUCUGUACUUUUAAAAGGUCUUGAUUAUUUACAAAAUACAUUUGUGAUAUUAAUGUCUCAUAAGUACACUCUUCAUGACACAGAAGCUUCAAGUUUUGUACCAUAUCUAGUAACUAAAUUAGGAGAUUCUAAAGAUUCUGUGAGGGAAAAAGUUAGAGCAAUUCUAAAACAAAUAACUUUUAUUUAUCCUAACACAAAAAUGUUUCAAUAUAUUAUGGAUGGUGUAAAAUCAAAGAAUUCAAGACAACGCUCUGAAUGCUUGGAACAUUUAGCAUCAUUGAUUGAAGAUUAUGGGACCUCUAUUUGUCAACCUAGUGUUGCAGUUGCUUGUAAAGAAAUAGCUAAAAGUAUUGGUGAUCGUGACAAUGCUGUUCGUACAGCUGCUCUAAAUUUCUUUGUUGCAGCUUUCUUUUUACAUGGGGAUGCUUUAUUCAAAUUUGUUGGCAAUAUAUCUGAAAAAGACAUGGGUCUACUAAGAGAACGUCUUAAAAGGGCUUCUAAAAAUAGAGUUGUUCCUGUAGCUACUGUUCAACCAACAAUUAAACAAGUUGCACCGCCUAUUCAACAAAUACCACAAACAAAUGAGAAUGUAGAUGAUGACUAUAUUUCUGCUGAUGAAGAACGUAAUACUACAUUUAAUGUCUCUCUUGAAUCGAACCAUAAUCAAAAUCCUCUCAGAUAUUCUAAUAACUCUCCUUUGAAGUCAGAAAAUAGUGUUUCAUACAGAUCUGGAAAUGUAGCUACAGCGGACAACACUUCAUCACUACAAAUGAAAUUAAGUAAUGAAACAAUUUACAAAGUCUCAACUGCAGCUGCUUCAAAACCACUUAAUUUUUACGAAGACACAACAAUUCUCCUUAAUUACAAUAAAUCCCAUAAAAGUUCUCUUUCUCCUGAGUCAAAUUCCAAUAUAAUAAAAUCCAAAUCUCCUGAAAUACAUCAUAGCAUUUCUAACAUAAGUCUAAUUGCUAAUGCUGAUAUGAUUAGUCCAAUUGUUAAAGAAACUCAAAUGCAUGAAACUGCAUGUGGAAUUAAUUUUGCUUCACCUUUACUUGAGCAUUCUAAUGGCUCGUUUCAGCAUUACAAAAGUCGUCGCAACAGCAUAGCGUAUGUUGUUCCAAUUUCAGAACAACCCCAAAAGGGUUCAGAAAAUCCUCCAAUAACUCGUUAUGCUUUGGAUGAAAAGUUCCUUCAAGAAUUAGAAGCAGAAGAAAUUACUAAACCAAAAUUAAAAUUGAAACCUUAUAAUUGGAAUUCAAAUCCCAAUGAAGACUUUUAUAAAAGAACACUUAAUACUCAAUCUCAAAUUUCUGAUAAGUCGCCAACCAAACCUUCUGUAAAUGUUAGUCCUUACAGUACUGCUACAAUUACUAAAAGUCCAAAAUUAACAAUUUUACCAUCAAAUGAUCCUAUUCAAAAUCUUAUUCAACAAGCUUCAUCAUCUAAUAUAGAAUAUGCUAAAAGUGCUAUGCAAAAUCUUGAUAAAUUAAUUUUAAUAUCUGACACUAGAUCACAAUUUUUAGAAGGUGGAAAGGUGCUAUCCCUUUUUUAUGCCAUUAUCAAACAAUUUGAUAAUCUUUCUGAAUCCCAUGAUAUGGAUGUUACUGUUGGAUAUAGAAAUUUAUUUAACUUGUGUCUAAAUUUGUAUAAAUACCAAGAGUUUACCUUAAUUUUGAAUGAACAAAUAGUGCGAGAUUUACUUUCAAAAUUGCUAUAUCUUUUGAGCACUAAAAGCUCAGAAAAUAAUGCAGAUACUCACCUUUUUGGAAAAUGUGUGAAUAGUCUCAUUAUGAGUGUUUUGGAAAAAUCAGCUCAUACUCCUGUUACUUGUGCAUUGAUGGAAAUGUUGUAUGACAUUGUUAAAUUUUCUCAAAAUUCAACUUCUCAUUAUAAAGAAUUAGUAAUGAAAUGUAUAUGGAAAAUAGUUAAAGAUUUCCAAGAGUGGGGAGAUGAAUUAAGUUAUGAUAGAGUUUUAACUCAUAUUCACAAAUUCCUUAAGGAAUUUGAUUCUAAAUAUUGGAAAAAACAACAAUCUGAUACACCAUUAAGGACUUGUAAAACUGUUCUUCACACAAUGGUUAAAACUCAUAGUGAUAAGGUUCUUAAAUGUUUACAAAGUCCAGAAUUUCCUAAAGAAUCUGAAAUGGUUAUAUAUAUUCAUAAACUUUUAAGGCACUUAAACAAUGAACCUAAACCAGAAAGUAGUAAACGUAGACAACAAACACCACAUGAAGAACUCACAGAAAUAUUUCAUAUUAUUGGGCAACCUGAAAAUACUGACGAAGGCAUUCAAAAGUUGCAUAGAUUUAAAAUAAAACACCCUAACGUUGAUAUUGACCCAUACAUUUCUAAAACUACUAAAUAUUUCCAAGAUUACAUUCAUCGCAAAUUAUCUGCUAUUGAGGAUAAUUUAAAAAGUUGUUUAGUUGAACCAAAUGGUAAUAAUGAUAGAUCAAUUCCUAUAACUUCUACUCCAAUGCGUAAGGCUGAUCCAAGUGUAUCCACUGAAGCUGAUAGAUUUAUGAAGCGGUUACAAAUAUUAAAAAUGAAAGCUGUUGUUAGAGAUGGACGGUGUGAAACUGCAAAUUUAGAAUGUAAUGGAAAUAAUAGAUCAGGAAAUAAUUUUCACAAUGAUGAUCUUCAUAUGCACAACAUAAGUCGUUCACCAUGUAAAUAAAUCAAAAUUUCAUGCAUACAAUUGUAGUAUUAAUUUUCCAAGCAAUUUUUUUUAAGUAACAUAGUUCUUAAAAACGCUUUACUCCUACUAAGACUGAAAUCUAUUAUUAAAAUUAAUCUUGAAUGUAUUAUUACUAUUUUUUAUUUGUAUUAUUAUUAUUAUUUUUUACAUGUCCAUUAAAUUAAUCAAAUAAAUAUUUCAGAUAAAAUUUGUUAUUAAAUUUUAUGAAGAUUAUAUGCUUGCUGCAUUAUUUAAUUUAUACAUAAUAACUUAUUAAAUUUUAUUAUAAGCGUUUU